CACCCCAGCCUUACUUGGACGCGACACUGCCUGGAGCAAGGUCGCUCUUUCCAUUCACAAACAGCGCGAGUUCUAGCAGUUUCACGUGCGCCCAUUCGAGCCUUCCAUCCUCGAGCCUGCGUAUCGGGUCGCAUUUUCUCUGCAUCCAUCAAUCCUCUCGACUUUUCACGAACCCCGCGAAAACACCCUCCCGCCGCCCUGUGGACUCAACCUUCCCAACCAGACCUCAGGUACACCUAAUUCGAACCUGCGCUGCUUACACUGGAAAAAUCCCAUUCCUUCACGUUUGAAUUUCUCGACAUGUCGGAGCAAGUCGAUCUCACCACCAUCCCCAUCUCCCCCGAUGGCGGGAACAACCCGAAUGGAGCCACGAACGAGGCCGCCGAGGAUAACAGCAAGACCAUCACCGUCUUUCACGACAAGGACAACUUCAACGUGAAGCACCCGCUCUCAAAUCGAUGGACGCUUUGGUUCACUAAGCCUGCUAGUGGAAAGGGUGACAACUGGAACGAUCUGCUGAAGGAGGUCAUCACCUUUGAGUCGGUUGAGGAAUUUUGGGGCGUCUACAACAACAUCGCCCCUGUCUCAGAACUCGCCCUCAAGUCAGAUUACCACCUGUUCAAGGAAGGUGUCAGGCCAGAGUGGGAAGACCCUCAGAACAAGCAUGGCGGCAAGUGGUCGUAUCAGUUCAAGGAGAAGCGGAACAUCAACAUUGAUGAACUCUGGCUGCACACGAUGCUUGCUGCCAUCGGCGAGACGCUAGAGGAUGAGGAGGACGGGGAGGUGAUGGGCGUCGUCGUCAACGUCCGCAAGGCCUUCUACCGCAUCGGUGUCUGGACACGCACCACGGGCCGGCACAUCCCCGGCCGUGGAGAUGGGGACAUCGCUGGCGGGAAGGGCCGGUCUGCUGAGAAGGGCAAGGAGAUUUUGAUGAACAUUGGUCGCCGGUUCAAGAACGUUCUCAAGUUGCCGCCCAACGAGAUGCUUGAGUUCUCGGGCCACACCGACAGCGCCCAUAGCGGUAGCACCCGCGCAAAGGCGAAGAUGGUGGUCUAAGCGUUUUUCAGACUCCGUCUCUCCAGCAAUCGACCUCUGCAGGUCAGCUUUCCCAAGUUGGGGACCCUGGCAACGCACCCAGUCUUUGUCUCAAUGGCAUAAGGGGGGUUAUGGCACCACCAGGCUUGCUCCAAUACGGUAGUCAUCAGACAGACAUGUCGUGGCAAAACUCGCCCUAACCUCGAUCAUCCGAGGCAUCACAGGCUGGGCUAGGAGUUUUCCAGGUUGCGCAUGCUUAAUGACGGUCGAUUAUUCGCAUCUUAGGAAUGACAAUUCAACUGCGAUGAGCAAAACAUAUUCUGUAGCCACCCUUCAAUGCAAGCAAGGUAGAUAGCCUUGACAACAGAAACCUUUUCCCGCUUUGGUCUGACUUGACAAAGGUAA
Messenger RNA from Parathielavia appendiculata, 1440 nucleotides. Its product is annotated as eukaryotic translation initiation factor 4E. NCBI's taxonomy places the organism in Eukaryota, Fungi, Ascomycota, Sordariomycetes, Sordariales, Chaetomiaceae. Gene Ontology annotation, biological process: translational initiation. The record is from RefSeq and is a predicted model, not a curated record. Gene Ontology annotation, cellular component: cytoplasm; eukaryotic translation initiation factor 4F complex. The transcript is spliced from 3 exons. Gene Ontology annotation, molecular function: RNA 7-methylguanosine cap binding; translation initiation factor activity. The coding region runs from base 301 to 1056 and encodes 251 amino acids.